GGCACCACCACCGCGCUUAACCAGGCUUCAUGGCACCAGGACUGGCACCAAAACCUCCUGGCACUGGCAUCAACCAGCAUUGGCACCAUCUGGCACCAUCACUGUGCUCGACCAAGCUUCAUGGCAUUGGUACCCUCUGGCACUGGCACCAUCUGGCACCAUCAGGCACCAGCACCAUGCUCAACCAAGACACUUGGCACCAGCACCAACUGGCACUGGCACCAUCAGACACCAGCACUGUGCUUAACCAGGCUUCAUGGCACCAGGACUGGCACCAAAACCUCCUGGUACCACCACUAACCAGCCUUGGCACCACCUGGCACCAGCACCGUGCUCAACCGAGCCCCCUGGCACUGGUACUAACUGGCACUGGCACCAUCUGGCACCAUCAGGCACCAUCACUGUGCUCCACUGAGCUUCAUGGCACCAGGACUGGCACCAAAACCCCCUGGCACCAGCACCAACCAGCACUGGCACCAUCCACCAACACCUGGCACCAUCACCGUGCUCAACCAAGACUCUUGGCACCAGGACUGGCACCAAAACCUCCUGGCACCAUCACCAACCAGCCUUGGCACCGCCUGGCACCAGCAACCGAGCCUCCUUGUACUAGCACCAUCGGGCACUGGCACCAUCUGGAACAAUCAAGCACCACCACCGUGGUCCACCGAGCUUCCUGGCACCAGGACUGGCACCAAAACCUCCUGGCACUGGCACCAUCUGGCACCAUCUGGCACCAUCGGGCACCACCACCGCGCUUAACCAGGCUUCAUGGCACCAGGACUGGCACCAAAACCUCCUGGCACCAGCACCAUCUGGCACCAUCGGGCACCACCACCGCGCUUAACCAGGCUUCGUGGCAUCAGGACUUGCACCAAAACCUCCUGGCACCAGCACCAACCAGCCUUGGCACCACCUGGCACCAGCAACCAAGCCUUCUUGCACUGGCACACCGGGCAUUGGCACCAUCUGGCACCAUCUGGCACCAUCAUUGUGGUCCACUGAACCUCCUGGCACCAGGACUGGCACCGAAACCUCCUGGCACUGGCAUCAACCAACAUUGGCACCAUCCGGCACCACCUGGCACCAUCACCAUGCUCCAGUUGAGCCAUCUGGCAUCAGGACUGGCACUGAAACCUCCUGGCACUGGCACCAACCAGCACUGGCACCGCCUGGCACCAGCACUGUGCUCCACCAAGCUUCGUGCAUCUCAACCACCCACCCAGCAUCUCAACCAGUUGAUCAACCAUCCACCCAGCAUCUCAACCACCCACCCAGCACCUCAACCAACCAACCAGCAUCUCAACCAGUUGAUCAACCACCCACCCAGCAUCUCAACCAACCAACCAGCAUUUCAACCAACCAACCAGCAUCUCAACCAGUUCAUCGACCACCCAAUCAACCAGCAUCUCAAACAACCAACCAGCAUCUCAGUUGACCACCCAACCAACCAGCAUCUCAACCAACCACCCACCAUCUCAACCAGUUAUCAACCACCCACCAUCUCAACCAACCAACCAACCAGCAUCUCAACCAGUUAUCAACCACCCACCAUCUCAACCAACCAACCAGCAUCUCAAACAGUUGAUCAACCACCCACCCAGCAUCUCAACCAACCAACCAGCAUGUCAGUUGACCACCCAACCAACCAGCAUCUCAACCACCCACCCAGCACCUCAACCAACCAACCAGCAUCUCAACCAGUUUACCACCCACUCACCCAGCAUCUCAACCAGUUGACCAACCACCCACCCAGCAUCUCAACCACCCACUCAGCAUCUCAACCAGUGGAUCAACUACCCACCCAGCAGCUCAACCAACCAACCAGUUGACCAUCCGACCAACCAGCAUCUCCACCAGUUGACCACCCACCCAAUCAGCAUCUCAACCAA
Molecule: messenger RNA, 1892 nt
Organism: Calidris pugnax (ruff)
Lineage: Eukaryota; Metazoa; Chordata; Aves; Charadriiformes; Scolopacidae
Product: mucin-2-like
Exons: 3
Coding region: 30-1832 (600 amino acids)
Source: RefSeq, a predicted model, not a curated record